UCACGUUUUGCUGGUUGCUAAUGUCAUGAGACUCAAGUGCUGUGACUGGCGACGUUGCGGCCGGCUUUUUUUCGUCAUUUCAGCCGCAUAGAACUAUUGUUUAGGGAGAUUUAACUGUGAGAAGAGCCAAGUACGACAGAAUGGGCCUGCUAGCGAAGACUCAGUACACCGUGUACAGCAUAACCAGCUUCGUGAUCCUUUGCGUUGCACUGUACUAUAUUCUCUCUGGCAAAGGGUCGAGGUUAGACUUUGGAUGGUUCUUGGAAGGAAUCUCGCCGUACAUGUGGUGCUGUCUUGGGAUUGGUCUCUCCAUAUCACUAUCUGUUGUUGGCGCAGCCAGUGGCAUCUUCACAACAGGUGUGAGCAUCGUGGGUGGGGGUGUGAAGGCUCCACGCAUUCGUACCAAGAACUUGGUCUCCAUCAUCUUCUGUGAGGCAGUGGCCAUCUAUGGCAUCAUCAUGGCCAUUGUGCUUCAGGGCCAGAUCAACAGAUUUAACGACGACACUCUCGACUACAAACAGAAGGCACUCAACUACAUGUCUGGCUACAUCAUGUUUGGAGCAGGCUUGGUGGUUGGCCUGGGCAAUCUCUUCUGCGGGAUGUCUGUGGGCGUUGUGGGGUCAGGUGCUGCACUGGCUGAUGCAGCCAACCCGGCGCUCUUUGUCAAGCUGCUUAUUGUGGAGAUCUUUGCCAGCGCCAUUGGACUGUUUGGCCUCAUUGUGGCUGUCAUCAUGCUCCCUCUUAUCCGCCACUGUCCAGAGCUCUUCUACUCCAGCUGGGUCAUUGUGAACUUCUUGCAGCGGGGUCUCUCACAUUGGACACUCGUCAAGUGAAGAGAUGCAACUGCCAGGAUCGUGUACUUGUUUCAGCAGAGUGUGUUGUUUCUCACCUAACCAAGCCACUACUAUUCUUCGCCUGCGUAGUGCAACCUGCUCAGUUUCCUACAUUAUCAAAAAAGUGAUCCCGUUGUAAGACCUUCUGUCCAUUGCAUAACAGUCCCCAUUGCCUCUGGCAAACAUGUUUAGAUGUCUUCUUGUAAAAAAAAAAAAAAAAAAAAAAGCAACACAUCAAGCAGCGACAUUAUAAUGGACAAUUUCUUGUGCAUUCUAGUCUGGUGGCUUUUGGCACAAAUCACAGUGAACAGCUUGGACUCUCAGAUUUUUCUCUUUCACCUCUCCUUCUGUGGCAAGUUUUGUACUGCUCCCAAUUGAUAAAAAAUGGCCUGAAGUCCAAAGAAUGUGCCGCAAGUGUGUGAACCUAAUCCCAUUAAUAGCAUACCUAUGCUUAGUAUGGCAAAUGUUGUGGAUAUAUAGUUAAGCGUGGAAAUAUUUAUUUGUACAUAUGCGACAGUUGGUGUGUUGCUGCUGUGUGCAAAGAUAGUAAAAAUACAGUUGUCGAAA
Dermacentor andersoni is the source of this 1400-nucleotide messenger RNA. RefSeq names its product V-type proton ATPase 21 kDa proteolipid subunit c''-like. NCBI's taxonomy places the organism in Eukaryota, Metazoa, Arthropoda, Arachnida, Ixodida, Ixodidae. Gene Ontology annotation, cellular component: proton-transporting V-type ATPase, V0 domain. The record is from RefSeq and is a predicted model, not a curated record. Gene Ontology annotation, molecular function: proton-transporting ATPase activity, rotational mechanism. Gene Ontology annotation, biological process: proton transmembrane transport.